AAAAAAACGCAUCGUUAUGAAAUGUGCUCGACACAGCCAGCAAACUACGCACGCUUUAAAAUCCAGCUCUUCCCAUCUUGAAAUUACCCGCUACUGUUUCAAAACAAUACCUUGUUGAGCGUGGAGCUGGUCUGAACUGGUCAACCAACUACCAGCUGUUUCAAAACCUAGCUUUAGCCGUUUUUUUUUAGCAGGGGCAUAAACUGAUAACGUUACAUAAUUUCAGCAAAUCAACGGUCCCCAUUCAGGGAAAUUCGCAGGAGGUAAGGGCUAAUUUCAACUUUAAUGAAUGACUGCACUCGCCCACGUCGAUGUAGCCGAUGGCCGUGGCCCGUUCCAUCUGCAGCUCCACCUUCAGAACGCCGCUUCGGUCCUGCGGGCUGCACAGCCACGGUCUCCCGCCCUCCCCGGUCCCGCACAGGUUCUCCACGCAAUUCUUCUGGUCCUGAUUCACGUCGUCAAAACGUCGCACAGCAACGGCAAGCGAUCAGACUGCACGCAGAUCUGAGUUGACCGUCAGCUCAAUAAAUUCAACCCCUCAUUGGCCCCUGACGUGCUGACAGACGGAACAAUAACGCACUUGCUGGCUUGUGAUUGGUCGACCGAGCCCCCAACCCGGAAACUGCCGGCGAAAGAGACGCGUCGCCAGUGCCCCAGAAGAUGGCGGGGGUGUUUGAGGUGGAGGUUGAUGGUGUUGAACACGAUCAUGGACACGGGCACCACGACGAGGCACAGCAGAUCGACCUGUCCCAGCUCUCUGCAGAAGAGAAAUGGAGGUUGGAGCACGCACGGAUGCACGCCAAACACAAGGGGCACGAGGCGAUGCAUGCAGAGAUGGUGCUCAUCCUCAUCGUCACCCUCGUCAUCGCCCAGCUACUGCUGGUGCAGUGGAAACAGAGACACCCCAAAUCCUACAACCUGGUGACCCUGUUCCAGAUGUGGGUGGUCCCGCUCUACUUCACCACUAAGCUGCACUGGUGGAGGUUCCUGGUCACAUGGUUCAUCUUCUCGGCCGUCACGGCGUUCGUCACCUUCAGGGCCACCAGGAAGCCUCUGAGCUGCACCACGCCCAGGCUUGUGUACAAAUGGUUCCUCCUGCUCUACAAGCUGAGCUACACCACGGGGAUUGUGGGAUACAGUGUGGUCAUGUUCACCUUGUUUGGCAUCAAUCUGAUAUUUAGGGUGAAGCCAGAGGACUCGAUGGAUUUCGGGGUGUCCCUGCUGUUCUACGGGCUGUACUACGUGCUGGGCCGGGACUUCGCCGAGAUGUGCGCUGACUUCAUGGCCUCGACUGUGGGGUAUUACAGUGCGUCAGGCAUGCCCACUAAGCACCUCUCUGAUAACAUCUGUGCGGUGUGCGGUCAGGCCAUCCUGGUGGACGUGAGUGAGGAGGGAAUCAUCGAGAACACCUACCGCCUGUCCUGUAACCAUGUAUUCCACGAGUUCUGCAUACGAGGCUGGUGCAUCGUGGGUAAGAAGCAGACCUGCCCCUACUGCAAAGAGAAGGUUGAUCUGAAGAGGAUGUUCAGCAACCCCUGGGAACGGCCUCACGUGAUGUACGGGCAGCUUCUGGAUUGGCUCCGGUAUCUGGUUGCCUGGCAACCUGUAAUCAUCGGCCUGGUUCAAGGGAUCAACUACAUCCUAGGCCUGGAAUGAAACUCCUCCCACCCCCCCACCCACCCAGACGCCAUAUAGCACUCUGGGUACAGACUGCUAAAAGAACCUUGUGAUGGACUCGAAUAUAUAUGUACAUAUAUACAUAUGUGUGUGUCUAUAUAUGUAUAUGUAUAUACUUGUGUAUACAGGUACAUACUAAUCAGUUUUUGAAAUUAAUGAAAUGUUUUACCAGCAA
Conger conger (European conger) is the source of this 1852-nucleotide messenger RNA. RefSeq names its product ring finger protein 121 (gene rnf121). Lineage: Eukaryota; Metazoa; Chordata; Actinopteri; Anguilliformes; Congridae. The record is from RefSeq and is a predicted model, not a curated record. Gene Ontology annotation, molecular function: ubiquitin protein ligase activity; metal ion binding. Gene Ontology annotation, cellular component: endoplasmic reticulum membrane; Golgi membrane.